UACCUGGUUCCCCUAGCCUGGUUCAUUCAAUAGAAAACAAGCAACAUGAAGCAACAGUAAGAAACAGUAAACAGGGGUAGUACUAAUUGUUGCGUAUUAUUGUAAUUUAAUAGUAUUUCACGAGCAACAGAAAUAUGUAUGAGCAGGACGAAGAUAAUUUUGAAGAGGAAGAUGGAGGAGAAAUCAGCUCUGAACUGUGGCAGGAGGCCUGCUGGAUCGUCAUUAACGCAUACUUUGAUGAGAAAGGUUUGGUCCGGCAGCAGCUGGACAGUUUCGAUGAGUUCAUUCAAAUGUCUGUUCAGAGGAUUGUUGAGGAUUCCCCACAGAUUGACUUGCAAGCAGAAGCACAACACACAACUGGAGAGAUUGAAAAUCCACCAAGAUAUCUAUUGAAAUUUGAACAAAUCUAUUUAUCAAAACCAACACAUUGGGAAAAGGAUGGUGCACCAUCCCCUAUGAUGCCUAAUGAGGCCCGUUUAAGGAAUCUUACAUAUUCUGCUCCACUGUAUGUUGAUAUCACAAAAACCAUUGUUAAAGAUGGUGAAGAUCCUAUAGUAACUCAACAUCAAAAAACAUUUAUUGGAAAAAUUCCUAUUAUGUUGAGAUCAACAUAUUGCUUGCUCAGCGGUCUAACGGAUCGUGAUUUGACUGAGUUGAAUGAAUGCCCGUUGGAUCCAGGUGGUUAUUUUAUUAUCAACGGCUCAGAGAAAGUACUUAUUGCUCAGGAGAAGAUGGCUACAAAUACUGUUUACGUUUUUGCAAUGAAAGAUGGAAAAUACGCUUAUAAAGCUGAAAUCCGUUCGUGUUUGGAACACAGUUCAAGACCGACUUCUACAUUGUGGGUUAAUAUGAUGGCUAGGGGUGGACAAGCUAUCAAGAAGGCAGCUAUUGGUCAGAGAAUCAUAGCAAUUUUACCAUACAUUAAACAGGAAAUCCCCAUUAUGAUUGUUUUUCGCGCAUUGGGUUUUGUCGCCGAUCGCGAUAUCCUCGAACAUAUUAUUUAUGAUUUCGACGAUCCAGAAAUGAUGGAAAUGGUCAAACCAUCUUUGGACGAGGCCUUCGUUAUUCAAGAACAGAACGUCGCUUUGAAUUUCAUCGGAGCAAGAGGUGCUAGGCCUGGAGUUACGAAGGAAAAACGUAUUAAAUAUGCUAGGGAAAUUCUGCAAAAAGAAAUGUUGCCGCACGUCGGUGUUUCCGAUUUCUGUGAAACAAAAAAAGCUUAUUUCUUGGGGUACAUGGUUCACAGAUUGUUAUUGGCGGCACUCGGCAGAAGAGAAUUAGAUGACAGGGAUCAUUACGGUAAUAAACGUUUGGAUUUGGCUGGACCAUUGCUUGCUUUCCUUUUCAGAGGAUUAUUCAAAAAUCUGAUGAAAGAGGUGAGGAUGUACGCACAAAAGUUUAUUGACCGGGGGAAAGAUUUCAAUCUCGAUCUUGCUAUUAAGACGAAGCUUAUUACCGAUGGAUUGAGGUAUUCUUUGGCUACUGGUAAUUGGGGUGACCAAAAGAAAGCUCAUCAGGCCAGAGCUGGUGUGUCUCAGGUAUUGAACCGUUUGACUUUCGCUUCAACUUUAUCGCAUUUGCGUCGUGUGAAUUCCCCAAUCGGUCGUGAUGGUAAAUUGGCCAAACCGAGGCAGUUGCAUAACACGCUUUGGGGUAUGAUCUGUCCUGCCGAAACCCCGGAGGGUGCCGCCGUAGGUCUCGUAAAGAACUUAGCUUUGAUGGCUUACAUUUCCGUUGGUUCUCAACCUUCCCCAAUUUUGGAGUUCUUAGAAGAAUGGUCCAUGGAGAACUUGGAAGAAAUCGCUCCUUCUGCCAUCGCCGAUGCCACCAAGAUAUUUGUUAACGGAUGUUGGGUGGGUAUUCAUAGAGAUCCUGAACAAUUAAUGGCGACUUUGAGAAAACUCAGACGUCAGAUGGACAUUAUCGUAUCUGAAGUAUCGAUGAUCCGUGAUAUCAGAGAUCGCGAAAUUAGGAUUUACACAGAUGCCGGUCGUAUCUGUAGACCUCUUCUUAUUGUUGAGAAUGGAACAUUGUUAUUGAAGAAGAGACAUAUUGACAUGUUAAAGGACCGCGAAUACAACAAUUAUGGCUGGCAAGUUUUGGUUGCUUCAGGUGUCGUCGAGUACAUAGACACUCUGGAGGAGGAAACUGUGAUGAUUGCCAUGUCUCCCGAUGAUUUGCGUCAAGAGAAGGAAUACGCUUAUUGUACAACAUACACGCAUUGCGAAAUCCAUCCGGCAAUGAUUUUGGGCGUUUGCGCUUCGAUUAUUCCAUUCCCUGAUCAUAACCAAAGUCCCAGGAACACUUAUCAAAGUGCUAUGGGUAAACAAGCUAUGGGAGUUUAUAUUACGAACUUCCACGUGCGGAUGGACACUUUAGCGCACGUACUGUAUUAUCCUCACAAACCUCUGGUAACAACAAGAUCCAUGGAGUAUCUACGUUUCAGAGAGUUACCAGCUGGUAUUAACAGUAUUGUAGCUAUUUUGUCUUACACGGGAUAUAAUCAGGAAGAUUCCGUUAUCUUGAACGCUUCUGCCGUAGAACGAGGAUUUUUCAGAUCUGUGUUUUACCGUUCAUACAAAGAUGCUGAAUCAAAGCGUAUUGGUGAUCAGGAAGAACAAUUCGAAAAACCCACGAGACAAACUUGUCAGGGUAUGCGUAACGCGUUAUACGACAAAUUGGACGAUGAUGGUAUUAUAUCUCCUGGUAUUCGUGUAUCUGGAGAUGACGUGGUUAUUGGAAAAACAAUAAUUUUACCUGUAAACGAUGAUGAAUUGGAUGGUACCACCAAGAAGUUCACCAAAAGGGACGCUUCGACUUUCUUGCGUAACAGUGAAACGGGAGUUGUUGAUCAGGUCAUGUUAACAUUGAACACCGAAGGUUACAAGUUUUGUAAAAUCAGGGUGAGGUCUGUGCGCAUCCCUCAAAUUGGUGACAAAUUUGCGUCUCGGCACGGGCAAAAAGGUACCUGCGGUAUCCAAUAUAGGCAAGAGGAUAUGCCUUUCACAUGCGAGGGAUUGACUCCCGAUAUUAUUAUCAACCCUCACGCUAUUCCAUCCCGUAUGACAAUUGGGCAUUUAAUUGAAUGCAUCCAGGGAAAAGUUUCCUCGAAUAAAGGAGAAAUCGGCGACGCCACUCCGUUCAACGAUGCCGUCAACGUGCAGAAAAUCUCUACCCUCUUGCAAGAGUACGGUUACCAGUUGAGAGGUAACGAAGUCAUGUACAAUGGACACACUGGAAGGAAAAUCAACGCUCAGAUUUUCUUGGGUCCGACUUACUAUCAACGUCUCAAGCAUAUGGUGGACGACAAGAUUCACUCAAGGGCUCGAGGACCCGUCCAGAUCCUUGUGAGACAGCCUAUGGAGGGUAGGGCCAGGGACGGAGGUCUGCGUUUCGGCGAGAUGGAACGGGAUUGUCAAAUUUCCCACGGCGCCGCGCAGUUCCUCAGGGAGAGACUGUUCGAGGUGUCCGAUCCGUACAGGAUCCACGUCUGCAAUUUCUGUGGACUCAUUGCUAUGGCUAACAUGAGGAACAACACGUUUGAAUGCAAAGGAUGUAAAAACAAGACGCAGAUUUCGCAGGUCCGUCUUCCUUAUGCAGCCAAACUUCUAUUCCAGGAAUUGAUGUCCAUGAAUAUUGCUCCCAGACUGAUGGUCAUAAGUUAAAUUUUGCACUUGAAUUUAAUUUUAUGUAUUGAAUUAUUUUUAUAUACUAGACAUCAAGUUUAAUUUUAUUAAUAGCACUAUAGCUUUGUAAGUUUGCAUUGCAAUAGAUGGAAGAAACAAGUUAUGUAGCUAUGUAUUGGAAUUAUUUACAUAUUAAAUAUAUGACACUUAAA
This is a messenger RNA of Nicrophorus vespilloides, 3838 nucleotides long. RefSeq names its product DNA-directed RNA polymerase II subunit RPB2. The record is from RefSeq and is a predicted model, not a curated record. Gene Ontology annotation, cellular component: RNA polymerase II, core complex. The transcript has 10 exons. Lineage: Eukaryota; Metazoa; Arthropoda; Insecta; Coleoptera; Silphidae. Gene Ontology annotation, molecular function: DNA binding; DNA-directed RNA polymerase activity; ribonucleoside binding. Gene Ontology annotation, biological process: DNA-templated transcription. The coding region runs from base 135 to 3665 and encodes 1176 amino acids.